Molecule: messenger RNA, 2154 nt
Organism: Diaporthe batatas
Lineage: Eukaryota; Fungi; Ascomycota; Sordariomycetes; Diaporthales; Diaporthaceae
Exons: 6
Coding region: 1-2154 (717 amino acids)
Biological process (GO): regulation of DNA-templated transcription; DNA-templated transcription
Molecular function (GO): DNA-binding transcription factor activity, RNA polymerase II-specific; DNA binding; zinc ion binding
Source: RefSeq, a predicted model, not a curated record
AUGGAAGGGGAAUCUGCAGCAGUGUCAGGCUCACGACCUCCAAGCCCUCCCGCGACGGCUACUAGUGGCACCUUGUCGCGAACGCAGCGAGGGGCAAUCGCGGCGCAGGCCUGCGGUACCUGCAGGUCAAGAAAGCAGAAAUGCGACGAGCAGAGGCCCAAGUGUGGCACAUGCGUCAAGUUCAAGCUGGACUGCCGCUACCGAGAGCCCCAGCCCACCAAGAAGGACAAGACCCUGGUUGAGAUUCUGGAGCGAAUCAAGUCUCUCGAGGGCAAGAUAGACAACUUGACUGCCCAAGGCCUGGCAGUCAACUUCCAAUCCUCAUUCUCGGGCGAUGCGUUGGUGCAGACGCCAGCACCCAUCGGGAGCGUCCGUGGGAGCGUUGCGAGCGCCAGCGGCAGCAGCACCUUCGUCUCCGGCCUGCCUUCAGACGCCGCGCUGUCGUCCGGGAACGCGACCAACUACAGUUAUGUAUCUUCAGUGCACGCAAUGCUGGCUUGGCCUGCCGUUCAGGAGAUAGUAAAGGUCAUACUUCCAAAUGUGCCCGGCCGCGACCAAGGUUCUCUCCUGGAGCAGGAAGGCAUUUCCAUCCUACAGAAACCAGGGACCUCGUUACCGUCGGCCACGAACGGGCGGAGACGCAGCCGAGCUGCGUCAAAUCUUGAGAACCCAGUUGCUCCCGACUCUCCACCUGCCACUCAGGUGUUGAACAGUCUGACCUGGGACUCGGUCCAAGUUCUUACCAAGGCCUUCUUCGACACGUUCAACCUCCUGCACCCCAUUGUGGACCGCCAGGCCUUCACAUCCACAACUCUCCCGGCAAUGUUGACCAACGGGCUCGUGUUUGACGAAAGCAUCCAGUCGACAUUGACCUAUCUAAUCUUUGCUCUGGGCGAGGUUGCAAUCGAUGCAUAUUCGCAUCCCGGAGGCGUGAAUGGACGCACCGCAUCGCAGCAUCCUGGCCUGGUGUUCUUUAACGAGGCACGGAGACGCAUGGGUUUCAGUCUGACUGAAUGUAGUUUGGAAAAUGUCCAGGUCUUUGCUCUCGCAGGCAUCUACUACGAGACGUGCUCCCGCCAUAUGGACUUUUGGCGAAUGACGAAUUCUGCUUCGUCGGCCUGUCAAGCCCUGAUCUCCAGCAACCCAGGGGAACUUACCUCGGCACAAGGGGACAUUAUUCGGAGAGCAUUUUGGCACUGCUCGAUCAUGGAGACCUGCUUCAAUCUGGAAUUAGGCAUGCCACUGAGCGGGUUAGAUAAAUAUGAGACCCUGGUUCGAGUGCCAGACUUUGGGGGCCUGGUCUCUCAAGAGGACCAUACCAGCCACUUUCAGGAACACUUUGCCUCGCAAAUUGUGCUGCGCCGACUCUCGGCUGACUUCAACAACGUGCUCAGCAGCGUAUCAACUUCGCCCGCGUCCUCGAUAUCGUCCUCCUCGUCACCUGCGCCGGCGAUACCCGGUGCUAUGAAGCCACUUGUUAUGCAACUCGAUCAAUGGCGUGAGUUGUUGCCCUUGCACCUUCGCUGGGUAGAACGCGACCAUGGGAACUUCCUCCCGCCGGGGCAUGACGUGUAUGGCACUUCGUUGUUCCAAGGCGCCACUCCCGUGACGGCGCCGUCACCUGCUCUCCCCACCGCGACGCCUCCUGUCACAUCUGUCACCUCUGUUACGUUCACGCCGGACCUCAACAGCCACCCGGUAGCUUAUCCAUAUGCUAUGGACAUUCAGAUCGCGCUGCUCCGCACGCGGUACUACACCACAAGACUGCUACUUUACAGGCCAUUUUUAUACAAGGCGCUCCAUCAUCCCGACCAGAUGAACAACGAGGACGCGGACGGGGUUGCGAACUGCCUCAACACUUGUCUCAUGUGGCCAAUCAUCAUGUCUCCUGCCUGCACGCGGAAGCUGCUCAUCCCCUGCCUGUUCUUCUGGACGCAGAAUAUCCUCGGCGCGCUCGUUAUCUUGUACUUGAGCGAGAAGGUACCAAUCCUGGCAAGGAUCAGAGCCAGCGGCAUCUGUGGCACGAACUUCGAGGCCGACGCGCACGAGACAGUCAGACUGGGCUUAGAAUGGAUUGACGACCUGAGGGUGGUGGACCGGGAAGCUGAAUGGGCCUGGGGCGUUGCCAAGGGGAUAUUCGGGCUGGACACCUGA